Molecule: messenger RNA, 914 nt
Organism: Gloeophyllum trabeum ATCC 11539
Lineage: Eukaryota; Fungi; Basidiomycota; Agaricomycetes; Gloeophyllales; Gloeophyllaceae
Exons: 2
Coding region: 180-494 (104 amino acids)
Source: RefSeq, a predicted model, not a curated record
CCAAAAUCUCCAUCUUAUUGAUUCCUUCGCUAUAUAACCCCCGCCCCCCAUCGACUCUCUGGACUUUGUGUUUGGCCUCGUCCCCGAAUCGUACCAUUCCCCGUUCACCCCUGGACUCCAUUCCAGACCGUCUUUCCUUAUCGUGCCAUUCGAGAAAUAGACUUUAGACGCAUAGAAACAUGGCCACUGCUACAAUGGUCUCGGGUUCAUCCCCCUUCAACCCAAUGCGAACAUCGCCCAGCUUGCCCUCGCCUCUCGCGAGGUUACCCCAAGGCCCGCUAGGGCCGCACAACCGGCCCACACCAUCCCGCAAUAUGACAUUCGCGCGGUCUCGUCCUCUGCGACCAUUCCCCUCUGUGGCUGGCGCAUUGUCGCAGCCGAAGACCGGACAGAGUGGGUUAAAGGGCGCAGUGAAGCUGAUUGAGCCUUCAAAGAAGUUCCAGGGGACGUUCACGCUGAAUCUAACUCAGGCGGAACUGAGCAGGCAGGAUUGAUAAAGCCCGCCGCCGUUAUCCCGAUGCCGAACAUGCUGUACCCACUCGCUCCCCACCCUUCGAUGCUUCCACCUCCUGGCCCGGCGAACUCUCAUCUUCACUACGCACCCACCAAUUACCCGUCGCUCAUAUCGCGUUUCAUGGUCGUUGUCGGUCUUCAAUGCAUCACUCUGUUGUGAAUUCUUCCUGUACUUUUACUGUUUAUUGUUGAACACCGUACACUUCUUUGUUUCACUAGAUGCUCAUAAUACCCGUACGGUGUCCACAUACCGUGGGGUCCUCCGAUUGUCAUAAUUGCAUGUCUUGUUAGUGGUAAAUCUGUGUUGGCAUUUCGCAGACACUGUUAUACGCAAUCCACCAGCUAGGUACUGUUAUGCGUGUUACGAACAAGGGGCGGACAGAAAUAAAAUUUUAGACCAC